Molecule: messenger RNA, 2226 nt
Organism: Cyclospora cayetanensis
Lineage: Eukaryota; Apicomplexa; Conoidasida; Eucoccidiorida; Eimeriidae
Exons: 10
Coding region: 1-2226 (741 amino acids)
Molecular function (GO): ATP-dependent protein folding chaperone; ATP binding; protein binding
Source: RefSeq, a predicted model, not a curated record
AUGACGGAAGACACGCCAGCAGGCCAUCCUUCGCCGUGCAACUUUUCUGCAGCCCCCCCCUCGCAGCAGCAGCAGGCGAACGUCUACUGCGUUGGCAUUGAUUUGGGGAGCAGCAGCAGCGUCGUGGCAUGCGCAAGCCCCUCCAAUCCUCAGAGUGUCAGCAUAGAAGUCAACCGACUUGCAAACAGAGCGACACCGAGCGCCGUGGCCUUUGAUGGCAUUACCAGGGCAGUUGGCGAGGAGGCUGAAUCGCGUCAGUUUUCGCUUGUUGGAGGCUGCCUGCAAAACUUGGCUGGCUGGCUAUCCAUACGCUCACUUGCCGACGCAGAGGCCUUCUUCAACAGAUUCUCCUUCUUGUUGAAGCCUCAAGUCGAGGAGACACCCCAAGGGCUUGCAAUUGUAAUCCCAUGCGCAGAUGGGGAAACAAAGCGGCUUCCCAUAACUCUUGCCAUUGGUCACUUUGUCAAGACUUUGAUUUCGUUCGCCGAGGCAGGGCGUUCCAGCGGUUUGUCUGCAGCGAGAACAAACUUGCAGGGAGCAAGGAAGCCAGCAGCCUUGACCAUUGCGCUUCCUUGCAGCCACGUCGAGGCUGCAACAGAGCAGCUGCUGCUUGCUGCCGCAGCGACAGGGGUUCAUGAGGGCGUGACUGUGUCUGUUCUCACUCGCGCUGCUGCCCUCGUGAACUGCUGGUGCGCUCGCCACUUGCCGGGAGCUUUCCUAGAUCUCCAGCAGCAGGAGCAGCUGCCAGAGGCGCAGCAGCUGCAUAUAGGCAUUGUAGAUGUCGGCUUUGCAGAGUGCGUGGUUCAAAUCUUCCGUCUGGAAAAGAAUGGAGACGAUGAGAUUCACCCCACAGUCCUCGCCGUGGAGUACAACGGGAAUCUAGGAGUCGCUGAGGCAAUCACAGUGGUGGCGGAAGAUGUGGCUGCAGAGGUGAAGCGUCUGUACCGCCAGGAUGUGCAAAAACACUCAAAGAAGUCUGCGCGUCUUUUUGCUGCGGCGUCUCUCAGCGCCACCAUUGCUGCGGCACUGAAGCAGUGCGACCUUUCUCCGGAUGCAGUCGUGGCUGUGGAUGUUGUGGGGGGAGGCUCCCGCAUCCCCUGGGUUGCUGCGGUCGUCAACAAGGCCUUUUCAGGGGAGGAGCAGCAGGAGGAGCAGCAGCAGGAGCAGCAGGAGCAGCAGCAGGAGCAGCAGCAGCAGGAGCAGCAGCAGAAGAAGAAGCUAAGACGGACGUUGGAUGGUGCCAGUUCGGUAGCUAUGGGGGCAGCGAGCUUUGCCGCAGGCCUAACGUUCGUCUCCCCCGUAAUUGAUGCCGAGGAGAUCCUCAGAAAUAUCCAAGGAGAGCUUCUGAAGACUCUUCAAGAGGACGACAGCAAACUAGGAGCCAUAGAGGCUGCGGAAGUGCGGCGACUCGAGAAAAGAAACAUCCUCGAGGCGUAUCUGCUGGAAAUCCAAGCCGCAGCGCGAGGACCCCAAGGGGCCCCCCUAAACAAACCUCACAUCAAGGAGAUGCUGAAGCAGAAGGAGCACUGGCUUUUGGAUAACGACUGCGCAACGGCAGACGCGUACGGCGAGGCGUUGCAGCAAGUCAAAGACACCCUCGAGAAGGACUGCAGCGAAUACUUCGCCGCAGUCGAAGCGGAGAGGCAGCAGAAGGACAGAGAGCUCGAGUCGCAUGCCGCCGCUGCAGGAGGAGCUGACGCAAAAGAAGACAUGGACGUGAAACUCCCCAAUUCUCAGUGCAUCAAGAGAGCGAAGAAAAACAAGGACGAGGCAAACGAGCUUUUUAAAGAUGGAAAUACCGAGUUGGCCGUUCAGCGCUAUGUCAAGGGCUUACAGUAUCUGGCCAAGGUUUUUGAUUUGUCUCCGCAAGAGAAGGAAGAAACAGAAGCCAUUCGGCUGUCGCUCCACCUAAACCUGGCUCAAGCAUAUCUGCGGCUCACUGGCCAGAACCCGAAGGCCCCUCAAUACGAGGCUUUUGCCAAAAAGGCACUCGCCAGUUGCGACGCCGCACUUGAGCAAGACCCGCAAUGCGUGAAGGCCAUGUACCGUCGUGCCGUAGCAAAUGAACGGCUCAAGGAAUACACAGUCGCCAUGGCAGACGUGAAAAAGGCGCUGAAACUGCUUCCCGAGGACGCCGACUUUUUGAAGCUGAAGGAUCGGCUAGAGGCACGAAUCAAGGCGGAAAAGGAGCAGCAAAAGAAGGUGUACUCUAGGAUGUUUGGAUAG